GGCCGUAUGACUGUGUCUUUAUCCAACUCUAGUGAUCCCCCCCACUUACUUUAACAUGUUUCCUUCAAAUCUUUACACCGGUGGCAGCUAGUGGUAUAGAAUGCACUCCGAGGGCGCAAAGGGAAGCUUCCAAUGGGGUUCGUACACUCCAUUCUGGAAAAAGCCAGUAUCAGGAAGCGAAGAGAAGGAAGGGGGGGAUAACGGGGACAUUACGAAGGUAAACAUGGAGUUGGAAGGGGAAAAUGUCCAGGGGAAGCAGCCACUGAGUAGGGGAGAAAAUGGGGGGUUUGAGUUUAGGGCGGAUGAGGUGAAGGGAGAGGGCACCAGCAUAAGCUCCGGAAACGGGAGAAGCCGGAAAAAUAGGGUGGCGGGAACAGGGGGGGAAAAGCAGAUCAGAGAUAAUGCAGAUGAUCAGAUAGGACCGAAGGAGCUGCUUCGUUCAAUAAGGAAGGGGAGGGGGAAAGAGGUGGAGGAGAGACAAAGAUGGUGGCCAGGGGAGGAAAACGAAUCAGACUCGGAGGAAGAGGGUAUGGAAGUUGAGAAGAGGGUGGGUCAGGAUGAGGAGCUUGAGGUAAAUGUGGAAAGAGUGAGACAGAUGUUCGAAAAGUGCUACGACAGAUUAGUGAUUCUGGAUACGUCCAAAAUCGCAAAGUUUGAAAUGGAGGGUAAAUCAGUGAAGAUCUCCCUCCCCGCCGAGUUUGAGAAAGUUCAGGAGGAAUGGCUCAAUGAGCAGGUAGUGGUUAUAUUUUUCCAGGGGUCUUUCAAAUCACUUACAGCGGAGAAAAAAGAAAAUUGCAUCAGAUCUCUCGAGGAUACGUUUCUCCCUCCCAACCUGCACCACAAGGAAAGGGGAAGGGUUCACCAAGAGGGCCGUAAUGUGAUGUCUUAUUACCCAAGGGACAAAAACACAGUGGACUUUCUCAUUAACAUGGGGUCGCACAAACUCAAAAUUGAUGGCAGUUUGUACAAACUCACUUUCAAACGCUGGAUGUCUCAAACAGAGAUUGAGAAGAGCAGGGAGGAAGAAGAAGUCAGCAAAAUUUGGGUCAUGGCCUUGAGAGUCCCUUUCAAUGGAAUUCCCUUUGUUAGAUCUGGGCUGGAUUUUGCGGUGGGCCGAGUUCUGAAACAGUACCCACCUGAAAAGUAUGAUGAUAUGCCCAAGCUUAACAACGUUAAGUUUGAUAUUCCGAGAGACAGAAGAAAUAGAGUUCCAAAUGAUCUGAAGUGGCCACAGCCAGAUGGUUCCACCAUGCUGAUUAGGAUAGUCUCUGCCAUCGAGCACAAGGUGGAUCAGAUGGCAAAGGAUCUGACCUCUCUGACGACAGGGAUGAACAGCGUUCUGCAGCACCUGAAGCUGCCUCUCCCGUCCCCCCAGCCUGUGCAGCCAGCUGGCCAGCUGAUCACCCGGCCAGCGGGUUCACCACCUCACAGUCGUCCAGCCUCACCUUCUGGUUCUCAUGUAUCCACCCCAUCUGGUGCUUCUGGUACAGCAGUGCAGCGAGGGCCCAAGCUGACACCCCCUCCUAUGUAUUCUGGGGAAGACCCCAAGGUGGAUGUGUCAGACCGGGUCACCGCUAUGCAGGCAUACCUGGGCAGCUUCACAUGUCCAGAAGCUACCAAGGUGGGGACUAUUCUUGGCCGGUUGGAGAGGGCUGCACUGAAAUGGUGCACGUCCUCUGCAACCAAAGAGAAUGUGGCUAUGGAUAGGUGGGGACAGCAGCUGGGGAUGGCGGGGUUGCUGAAGGCGCUGCAGGACCGGUUUGCUGACAGGGAGCAGGCCCGCAAAGCAGCUGAUAAGAUUAUGCUGUUGGGCUCUCACAAAUUUGAGGGCUCUCUGUCCAAGCUCUACAGUUUGUUUGAGAGCUUGACCUCUACACCCGAUCUGGAGAUGAGUGAGUCUGACCAGCUCACCCAUUUCCUGCGUGCAGCCCCUCCAGACUACUCUAUUGCUUUGUAUGCUCAGGGCCAUAAGGACUGGAGGUCCUUUGGCAAAGCGGUACUGGACCUGGAGUCCCGGCUCAAGGUUCAGACUCCUUCUGAAGGAAGGAAGAGGCCUACCUCCCAGAGACAACGCAGGAGGAAAGGUGCUCUAUUGGCUGUUGAUGCAGGAUCUGAUUCAGAUGCAUCUCAGCAUGGCAGUCCUCCAUCUGAGAUUGCAUCUGGAUCAGCAGUUGAGCCAGCCGUUCUUGCCCUGGCUGAGAACUUUGCUGCAAUGUUCAAGGGAAAGUUCAGCAAAGACAGCAGCAAGGGUUCAGCCAACCAGAAGGGGAAAGGGAAGGGACGAGAAGAAAAGCAUAAGCCAGACCUCAUCUUGCUGCGACCCUCUAUCCUGGGAGCCAAGAUCAAGGGCCUGUUAGACUGUGGGGCUACCCGGAACUUCAUCUCUCCCAAGGCUGUCAGCAAGCUGCAUCUGGAUGGGAGAUUGGUGAAGUUGCAGCAGCCACUGGAAGUCCGAAUUGGGGACUCCUCCACAGUCCGGAUUACAUCUGYUGUCARGAACCUWCCGGUUAYCUUUGACAAGCAGGAGARGGUCAGGCAGCGCCUGAACUUCUAUGUGUUUCCCAAUGUACCCUUUGAUCUUGUGUUUUCCAUGCAGUGGCUUGAGGCCACUAACCCUAGGAUCGACUGGCAGAUCCCUAGGGUAGAGCUCCCUGACUGCAGAGGGGACUAUCAGCCUUGUGUCCUGGCUGAUGAGUACCAUCCAGUCAGCAGUUGCUAUUGUAUGAGGGCACAUGAGUUCUUUCAGCUCUCUCGCCAGACUGCCCCCACACGUCUGUUCAUUGAAUAUGUAAAACAGACUGGUGUGGAGGUUGCUUCCUGUCCCUCACCGAUUCAGCAGGUUUUGGACCGGUAUCCAGACCUGAUGCAGGAGCCUACUGGACUUGUCCAUAGGCAGACCCAGCACAGGAUUGAGCUCCUGCCAGGUGCGGUCCCUCCCAAGGGCCGUGUCUACAGGAUGUCACCUGCUGAACUCGAUGAGCUCAGGAGACAGGUUGAGACCCUGACCAGCAAGGGCUGGAUCAGACCCAGCACAUCUGAAUUUGGGGCUCCAGUUCUCUUUGUCCCAAAGGGAAAUGGAGAGUUCAGAAUGUGUGUGGACUACAGAGGUCUCAACAAGAUCACUAGGAAGUCUACAGAGCCCCUUCCUAGGAUCGAUGAUCUGCUGGACAUGGUGCAGGGCUGCACAAUUUUCAGCAAGAUCGACCUCAAAUCUGGCUACCACCAGAUUGAGAUGGCUGAAGGCGACAUCCACAAGACUGCCUUCAAGACCAGGUAUGGCACUUAUGAGUACCUGGUCAUGCCCUUCGGUCUUUGCAAUGACCCUGGCACGUUCCAGACAGAGAUGCAUCGCAUACUCAGGCCUUACCUGGACAGAUUUGUAGUUGUGUACUUGGAUGACAUCCUGGUAUUCAGUCAAUCUGUCGAGGAGCAUGCGCAGCAUCUGGCUCUAGUUCUUCAGGCACUACAUGAGGCCCAGUAUAAGAUCAACAGGGAAAACUCCUCCUUUGGAGUGACUUCUGUGACUUAUCUGGGACAUGUAAUCUCUGGGGAAGGGUUGGCUCCUGAAGCGCCAAAGAUUGCAGCGAUUCAGGACUGGCCACAACCUACCACAGUUCGUGAUGUCCGGUCAUUCUUGGGCCUUGCAUCAUAUUACAGGAAGAUCGUCAAGAACUUCUCUGCUAUUGCUGCACCCCUGACUGAUCGUACAAAGAAAGACACCCACUUUCUUUGGACAUCAGACUGUCAGCAGGCUUUUACACGCCUCAAGGAGGCCUUGAUGCGUGCACCUGUUCUGAAGCUACCUGACCCUACCCUGCAUUUCGUACUAACUACUGAUGCUAGUCAGUAUGGGGUUGGGGCGGUACUUCAGCAGGAUGGUGGGCAUGGUCUGCAGCCAGUUGAGUACAUGAGUAAGAAGAUCAAAGUCAAGAAGUUGCAGCAUUCCACGUACGAGAAAGAGUUGUAUGCUCUCGUGUCAGCGCUGAAGCAUUGGAAGCAUUUCCUCAUGGGCCGGCAUUUUCAGAUCUUUUCUGAUCACUCCACCUUGCAGUGGAUGAAGACCCAGGGGGAACUGAAUAACAAGCUCGCGCGCUACACUCAGUUCAUUGAUCUCUUUGACUUUGAACUGAAACACAAGAAGGGCUGCUACAAUCGUGUAGCAGACGCCCUUUCUCGUAGGCCUGACGCUGUCUGCAUGAUCUCCUCCACUCAUACCUUUGGAGAGAGUACCCGUCAGACCAUUGCCCAGUUAUUGCCACAGGACCCGACUUUCGGCCCAGUUGUGAGGAAUCUCCAGACUGAUCCUGCAUCUGAACCAGGCUAUAUUCUGGUCUCAGAUCUGCUGUACACUUACACUGAGAACACUCAUGAUGUCUGAGUGUCAUGAUGCUCGCGGCCACUUUGGGGCCUUAAAG
Messenger RNA from Chara braunii, 4415 nucleotides. NCBI's taxonomy places the organism in Eukaryota, Viridiplantae, Streptophyta, Charophyceae, Charales, Characeae. The record is from the annotation of a GenBank genome assembly.